This is a messenger RNA of Ananas comosus (pineapple), 2403 nucleotides long. Its product is annotated as probable methyltransferase PMT23. Gene Ontology annotation, molecular function: methyltransferase activity. Lineage: Eukaryota; Viridiplantae; Streptophyta; Magnoliopsida; Poales; Bromeliaceae. Gene Ontology annotation, cellular component: endosome; trans-Golgi network; cytoplasm. Bases 75 to 1928 code for a protein of 617 amino acids. The record is from RefSeq and is a predicted model, not a curated record. The transcript is spliced from 9 exons.
CCCACUUUAAUUUCUCCAUCCAAACAACUCCCCCAACAGAAAUACUCCCCUAGUCUCCUCCCUCCCUUCCACUCAUGGCGUCGAUCCUCGCUUUCCUCUCCGAGAGGAAGCACUCGCUCCUCCUCAUCCUCUCCCUCUUCCUCCUCUCCUCCCUUCUCCUCCUCUCCCUCCCCAGCGUCCCCAUCCCCUUCUUCUCCGAUCGCCAACGCACUCCUCCGCCCCCUUUCCCCCCUCCUCGAUCGCCUCCUCCUUCUCCGACGACGACGACGACGACGAUCCAGAACUCUAACCCUAGCCCCGCCGAAUCCUCCGGCGAUGGGAGGCUACAAGGCGAGGGAGAUGAGGAGUUCGAGUUCAGGUGGGAGAUCUGUAGGGUGGGGAAGGGGGUGGAGGCGGCGGAUUACAUUCCCUGCUUGGACAACGUGAGGGCGAUCAAGGAGCUGAGGUCGAGGCGCCACAUGGAGCACCGGGAGCGGCAUUGCCCGCGGCCGGGGCCGCGGUGCCUCGUCCCACUGCCGCGGGGGUACCGGGUGCCGGUGCCGUGGCCGCGGAGCAGAGACAUGAUAUGGUAUGGCAAUGUUCCUCACCCUAAACUAGUUGAGUAUAAGAAGGAUCAAAACUGGGUUCGGAGAUCGGGAGACUAUCUUGAAUUUCCUGGAGGUGGAACUCAAUUCAAGCAGGGAGUAACACGCUACAUUCAGUUCAUUGAACGGAUUCUGCCAAGUAUUGAGUGGGGAAGACACACAAGAGUUAUACUUGAUGUUGGUUGUGGUGUGGCAAGUCUUGGUGGAUACCUUCUGGAUAGGAAUGUCCUUACUAUGUCAUUUGCCCCAAAGGAUGAGCAUGAGGCUCAGAUACAAUUUGCACUGGAACGUGGAAUUCCGGCUUUCCUAUCAGUGAUUGGGACCCAAAGGCUUGCUUUCCCUGAUAACGUGUUUGAUCUGAUUCACUGUGCGAGAUGUAGGGUCCAUUGGGAUGCAAAUGGUGGACGGCCAUUAUUGGAGCUCAAUAGGAUUCUCAGGCCUGGAGGUUUUUUUGUGUGGUCUGCAACACCUGUAUAUCGUCAUAAUGAAAGAGAUGAAACCGUCUGGAAUGCUAUGGUGGCAUUGACAAACUCCAUCUGCUGGAAGACACUGGUGAAAUCUGAGGAUGAAUCUGGAAUUGGUAUUGUAAUAUAUCAAAAACCUCUCUCGAAUUCCUGCUACAUUCAGAGAAAAACCAUUAAUCCACCUUUAUGUGCUCAGAAUGAUCGAACAAAUGUAUCAUGGUAUGCCCCACUUGAUAGUUGUAUUUCUCAACUCCCAAUUACCAACUCUGAUCAAGAACAUAUUUGGCCGCCUCCUUGGCCUGAAAGACUUAAUACAUUUUAUUCAAGUCAACAUGAAGAGCCAAACGGAAUUCAAUCUGCAGAAAAGUUUUAUGCUGAUACGAAGCACUGGAAAUCACUUGUUUCAGAAGUAUAUUGGAGUGAUCUUGCAAUUAACUGGUCAAGCAUUCGUAAUGUCAUGGACAUGAAUGCUAGAUUUGGAGGAUUUGCGGCAGCACUGAUGGAUCAACCUCUCUGGGUGAUGAAUGUGGUACCAAUUAGCGAGCCAGAUACUUUACCAAUUAUUUAUAACAGAGGGUUGAUUGGGUCAUAUCAUGACUGGUGUGAAGCUUUUAACACAUACCCUCGGACGUACGAUCUACUUCAUUCGAGUUAUCUUCUGGAAAAUCUUAUGAAAAGAUGCGACAUCAUUGAAGUAGUGGCUGAGAUGGACAGGAUACUAAGGCCAGGUGGAUGGGUCUUACUGCAAGACAAAGUGGAAACGAUAAAGAAGAUAUGCCCUGUAUUACGAUCUCUUCACUAUGUGACCACCACUAAACGGCAAUUUCUUGUUGGUAAAAAGGGUUUCUGGCGUCCAGAUAGUGGAGGAUCCUCCAGAUAAAAUGUAGAGCACUCAACGACCGAUCAAAUUUUGUGCAAGGACUUUAAAAGUGGUUUCUCAAGUUUUCAUUCACUUAAUCUUCAUCUACUGAGCUGAUUAGACUGCUAUAAAACAAAGCUCAUCUUGUGACAGAAGCAGCUCUUUACAGGGCACUCCCCAGUAAUCUUCGGGAAAGAAAAAGCAAAACAAAAACGAAGAGGCUCUGUUUGCUUUCUGAUUCAUCUCCAAUUCUUUCAACCGACUGCUUAUUAAGUUGCGGCAAAACUCUUCGAUCCAACGCUAAUAAAUAGGUUAAAGGAGUGAUCGCUUGUGUUGAUUUAAGGACCUUGGGCACAAUCUUUGCAUUGUUUUACUCUUCAUAGUCAACCAGUAACAAAAUUGAUUAAUUGAAAAUUUCACUAACUUCUACGUUGCUAAGUCCAAUGUUCUAACUAGGCGGUAGUGUCUCUAAUUUUCGCUUCCAUCUUAACGGUAA